Messenger RNA from Ambispora leptoticha, 1917 nucleotides. The record is from the annotation of a GenBank genome assembly. Lineage: Eukaryota; Fungi; Glomeromycota; Glomeromycetes; Archaeosporales; Ambisporaceae.
AUGUACACGAAAAAUGAUAUCAUUGCUGAUAUCAUUGAUCCCGAUAUCAAUACGAAUGAUCAUAUAGCAUCUACUAAUAAUUAUGGAGGAUCUUUUGAAGGUCCCGAAAAAUUACUCGAAGUAUGGUUUGGAGCGUCACCGGAAAUUGCUACCAAAAAUCAAAAUGAUAAUAGUGGUAACGAUAUUAAUAAUGUUGCCGAAAAAGAUGAAAAUGUAAACAGAUCAAAAAGAACAGGCCUCAGACAAGUAGAAACACAGCACUGGAAAGAAAUGCUAACGAUUGUGAAUUGUCAAAUAUUAUCCGUCAUUUCGAAUCAUCACGUGGAUGCUUAUUUGUUGAGUGAAUCAUCAAUGUUCGUCUACCCACACAAACUCAUUCUGAAAACGUGUGGUACCACAAAAUUACUAUUGGCGAUACCACAACUCUUAAAAAUCGCGGCAGAACGUUGUCAUUUUUUCGGAGUAUGGAGAGUAUUUUAUUCGCGGAAGAGUUUUAUGUUUCCCGAACGGCAGUUGCAUCCGCAUAAAGAUUGGAAAGAUGAAGUUACUUAUUUGGAGAAGCUUUUCGCCGCAUACAUAGUCGGUAGAAUUAACGGCGAUCAUUGGAAUCUAUACCUUACCUCACCACAAGAUGACGUUCUACUUGAUCAUAAAUAUCAACAUUUAACUCCCGCCAUUACCACAACAACCACCACCUCUAGAACACCAUCUCCUCAUCAUAUCCCCGAGCCACCAGUCAUUGACACACAUCCACCUUCAACUUUUCUUUCUGAUUCUGAAAAAGAAUUAGAACAAGACACAUUAUCACCCACAACCAUUAAAGCCAUCAUGACAACUGCGUCCGAAUUUCAAGACCAAACAAUUGAAAUUUUGAUGACAAACCUAGAAAAAUCUAGCGUUCAAAAAUUUUAUCAGAGUAAUUCAAAAAAAGAAAACGGUGAUGAUGAUAAUGAAGGCGGCGCUAAAAGUGGUGCGCGUAUCAAUAGAGAAUCCGGAAUUGCAGAUUUAUACCCGGAAGCGAAACUCGAUUCGUUUCUGUUUACUCCGUGUGGAUACUCUGCGAAUGCACUUCUCGACGAGAAUUAUUUCACAGUGCAUGUUACUCCGGAGCCGUCGUGCUCCUAUGCAUCUUUUGAAUCUAAUGUUCCUUUAUCAUUCUAUCAGAAUCUUGAUAAUAAUCCUAGCAUUCGUUCGACAGUGUCAGACUUAAUAAAAAGGGUCAUCUCCAUAUUCAAUCCGGGUAAAUUCAGUGUUACCUUAUUCACCAGCACCGACUCGCGUAGGGAUAAAAGACAUUUGGUGGCUUCUUUGGGUGAUGAUAUCGUGGGAUUUAUUAGAAAAGACCGUAUUUUGAGCCGUUCCCGUUCCUAUUCUAAGAGUCGCUCACGUUCUUUAUCGUACUCACGAAGUCGCUCUCGUUCCCUACCACCUUCACGUAGUAGGAGAGGCGCCUCUUCGCCUGCACCACCAACAAAGAUUAUCGUAGAAAAGUUGACAAAAAACGUGACUGUGGCACAUUUGCAAGAGAUUUUUGGGACGUUUGGAAAUAUUAUUCAUAUUGAUUUGCCGAUCAAUAAGAAAUGGAAUGCCAAUAGGGGUAUCGCGUAUAUUGAAUAUUCUACCAAGAUGGAAGCCGAGAGGGCUAUAAGCUAUAUGGAUGGGGGACAACUUGAUGGAUCUGAAUUAGCUUGUGCAUUUGUGCCAAGACGUCCUUCUCCUCCUCCAGUGCCAGCACGUCGCAGAGUAGAUACUCCAGAUCUAGAUCUCCGGUUCGUAGUAGACGACGUUCAUAUUCUUCGAGUUCGUAUAGUUCACGUAGUAGAUCUAGAACUCCGUAUUCGAGGAGUAGAAGUAGAAGUUAUUCGCUCAGUCGAUCGAGGAGUCCUUCUCGAAGUCGAACUAGAAGCCGUAGUCUGA